Symphalangus syndactylus (siamang) is the source of this 987-nucleotide messenger RNA. Its product is annotated as transmembrane epididymal protein 1-like. The record is from RefSeq and is a predicted model, not a curated record. NCBI's taxonomy places the organism in Eukaryota, Metazoa, Chordata, Mammalia, Primates, Hylobatidae.
AUGGCAACCCACUCCAUUUUCCUCUCCUUUUCUCCUCCGAGCUCUCGGCAGGACAAGAGGAAGGAAGCCAUGGGACAUAGGGAUGAGUAUAACCAGAAGCACCUCAAGGGCUGGCUGUUUCUGUUCUUAUAUGGACUGUAUCAGGCAGUAGUAAUCUCCAAAGCUAUAAUAUUCAGUGACUCUCUCCUGUAUCGUUCGUCCCCUCCCAGGAAUAAGGGAAGAUGCGCUAGGCUGUGGAAAAUAUCCUAUGGAGGUUUGUUGAAGAUGGCGACUGGCUCCCUAUUGACAGUUUAUGAGGUCAGCUGCAUUAAAGGAGGGUUGAUAUUGAUGAACAGGGAGCUGCCACCAAGGUUCAUGUACCCCAAAGAGUGGCAGCACCUCACCAUGUUCAUCCUCCUGACUCUCAAUGGCUGUGUGGACUUCAUGAGCAAGAACAUGCUGCCUCAGAGGUGUGUGGGCCUAGAGAAAGGUACCCAGGUCCUGAUCAUCUACGAGCUCCUGCUGCUGAUGGUGUCACAUGUUAAAGACUCAGAAGGGGUGGAGCUGCACGUUCAUUCUCUGCUCAUCUUGGUGGUGUUCCUGCUGUUGCUGGUGUUGACUGCAGAGCUGUGGGCUCCCAACAUGUGUCAUCUCCAGCUGAUGGAGACCUUUCUGAUCCUGAUGAUGGGCUCCUGGCUGAUGCAGGCAGGCUUUAUUCUAUACAGACCUGUCUCUGGCUAUCCAUGGCAGGACGAUGACAUCAGUGACAUCAUGUUUGUCACCACCUUCUUCUGCUGGCAUGUGAUGAUCGAUGCCUCACUCCUGUUGGGAAUCUAUGGCUUCUCUUCCUUUUGGUAUCAUUGUUUCAGACCCAGCUUGAAGCUGACUGGGCCCAAAGAAGCUCCGUAUUACGCAAGCACUCCAGGACCCCUCUACAAGUUGCUACAGGAAGUGGAGCAGUCAGAGAAAGAGGACCAGGCUCUCCUCCUUCCAAAGAGCUCCCCCUGA